Molecule: messenger RNA, 3757 nt
Organism: Homarus americanus (American lobster)
Lineage: Eukaryota; Metazoa; Arthropoda; Malacostraca; Decapoda; Nephropidae
Product: flavin-containing monooxygenase FMO GS-OX5-like
Molecular function (GO): N,N-dimethylaniline monooxygenase activity; NADP binding; flavin adenine dinucleotide binding
Source: RefSeq, a predicted model, not a curated record
UUCACUACAUAAUUUCACUUUUUAAAAUUAUUUAGAGUUCUCAGAGGAUUCAACAGUUCACAAUCACACUCACGUUUUGGGAUCUAGUGUUAGAUCAACGAGAACAAAUCUAAUGUAAUGCUGGUGAUAUUGGCUGACGAGAAUCCAGAUGCUGCCUUUACAGUAGAAGGCGAUAGACUGUCCCUCAGACAUUCACACAGUUGUUACCAGUUCCAUUUCGCUUAGUGACAUGUGGCCGGCUCGCCCAUUUAACACCUCACCAAAGUUCGUUGUGAACACUGUCUCAACUCUCUCCCUUUCUCUUUCUCAUCUAGUUUAUCUUACUGUGGCUAUCCAUCUCUUUCUCUCUCAGUUCUAGUUUAUCUUACUGUGGCGGUAACACUCUCCCUGUCGGGCUUCACACAAAAUUACGGCCUACCAUUAGAUUCACUCUCUGACCCCUUCCAACAGGAAGAGUCUCGUCGCUGGGCGUAUUAACACUGUGUCCUUUGUCUUCACUUUAACACUUCGCACCACGCAAUCUGCGCUCGGUAGUGCCUCCGGUACUCUCUCUAGCAUCCACUGACUCCUGGGGAUGGACUGUCCAGAGAUGAUCACAAUAUUCCAAGCGUGGAGAUUACAGACUGACUUGCCAAAGAUGAUGAUGGCUUUUCCAGACUUUGCCUUCCCAGAAGAGGGUGAAUCCUUUGUGCAUCAUACAGCUGUUCUCAAGUAUCUAGAGGACUAUGCCCACCAAUAUGAUCUUCUUUCUUGGAUCAAGUUUGGUCAUCGGGUCGAGAAAGUGUGUCCAGUGUUGAAAGAGGAAGGACCCAGUUGGGAUGUGACGGUGAAGAGAGUGGACCUCCCACCACAACUUGCUAUGUUUGUGUGUAAUGGGCACUUCACAGUUCCCUUCCAGCCACACAUAGAAGGCAUAGAAGAAUACAGAGGACAGCAGGUACACAGUCAUGAUUAUCGUCAACCCUCACCAUACACUGGCUCUAGGGUACUGGUCCUAGGAUUUGGUCUAUCUGGUCUUGAUAUUUCACUCGAAUUGUCCACAGUAGCAGAGGAGGUAUUACUCUCUCACAAGCUUCCAGUCUCAUUCCCCUCAGAAAUGCCUCCAAAUAUCCGUCAAGUUCCAGGUGUUGUCAAGGCCACACAGGAGGGAUUUGAAUUUGCGGAUGGAUCUUGGGCUCAGGCAAACUCCAUAUUAUAUUGUACUGGCUACAAAUACAACUUUCCAUUUCUAAUGGAAGAGUGUGGAAUCCAAGUCAAGGACAACUGUGUAAAGCCGUUGUACAAGCACCUCAUCAAUUCUGUUUACCCAUCGAUGGCCUUAAUUGGAAUACCAUCUCGAAUCAUUGUAUUUCCCAUCAUCAACUAUCAGGUUCAGUAUUUCAUAGCCACUCUGACAGGUAGAGUGAAACUUCCCACUCCUGAAGAAAUGUUUACAAUCAACCAUAAAAUUCACAAAGAUUGGACUGAGCAAGGUUUACAGGAGAAGCAUUUCCAUAUGCUUAAUUCUGAUCAGUGGCAGUAUAUGGACGACUUAGCAACAGAAGCUGGUCUUGUCCAUCCUCCACCUUUCCUGAAGAAGAUGUGGAAAAUAAUAAUGACUAGAUUGUUUCUCUCCUUCCCCAUGUUCAAAGGCUAUGACUACAGCCUCAACAAGGAUGGCACCAUUGUAGAGGCAAGAAAUGGUCAAAUACUCAACACAUCUUGGGACUUGGGGGUGUUAGCUGUCAAACAGUUAAUUCGCCUUGUUUGGAGAGAUUUUUCCAGGGUAAUGUGUUUAUUAGGUUCUCUUAUCAUAAAGAAGAUGAAAAAGCUACUGUAUUUAUCAUAAGUGAGAAAACACUAAAAGCAUCUACCAGUGUUAAUAUUUGGUGUGUUUUUAUCCAGUUGAGUUAAAACCUAUGAUGAACUUUGUGAAUUGAUUGCACUAGAGCAGUAUUUGAGAGGUGUCCCCACAGAUGUACGUUUGUGAGAAGGAAGUUACAACUAUUGAGAGAGCUGCCAUUUUGGCAGAAAAUUUCAGUCUUACUGUAUUCAUAAACAUAAAGUUAAUGAGAUUCUAGGCCCAGCCGUGACUCCAGCUCAAGGUAGUAAGCACCUAUUUGGUAAUGUAGGUAAUAAACUCUCCUUUGAGAAUGUUGGCGGAGGUUCUGAUGGUCAUGGUGGUAAUGGAUUUAGGGGGAUUAUGACUUCUGUGUUUUUAUUGUUGAAAGCCUGGUCACUACAUUGCCCAAUGUCAUAAGCUCAAAGCUAAAGAGCCCCAUGAAACACCUGUUGUUGAUGAGCCAUUUGCAAAAGUAAUCAUUGAUUGUGUGAGCCCUCUUCCUAAAGCUUGAGUGUGAUAAUGAAUAUUUGUUACCGGUGAUGUAUGCUUCCACUAUAUAUCCGGAAGUUAUACAUGUUUGGGCACUUGGUUUAUAUUAUAUUAUAUGUUGGUUUAUAUUACAUCUAUUGUAUGUUAUCAGAUGUACUACACAGUUUAGUUUGGGAUUCUCACCAAGUGAACUGAUAUUUGGCCGGAAUAUCCGUGGUCCCUUAGAAGUUUUGAGUAAGGUAGGAGAUGUUAACUAUAUCAUAGCCACGCCUGAACGUAUAAAGACUAAAAGACUUGUACGUGUGAAUCUGUUGAAACCCUAUUGUGUUAGACCUGAUAAGGUGGUGGGCAAUACUGUGACAUGUGAUGGAGUGGAGGAGGAUGAGUUACCUAAGCAUGACCUUGUGCAAUUGAAAACCGAAAUCAAACUGAACAAUUCUGAUGUGUCAACUGAUCCUGCUUCUAAAUUGUGCCAUCCACUGCAGGACCAGAGGAGCGAUGUAAUGUGUCUCCUACAGGAAUUCCAGUGGUGACCCAUGGUAUUGUAUUGGUGAACGAUGUAACUCCAGUGAAACAAGUACCCUACCGCAUGUCUUCCCAGAAAAUUGGCAUUCUGAAUGACGAGGUGCAGUUCUUGAUUGGCAAUAAUUUGGCUGAACCUAGUGAUAGUGAGCGGGCAUUCCCUUGUGUUCAGGUACCCUUGUCAGAGCGGGCGAGACGUAUAUCGGCAUUUCCAAUGUUUAACUCACUGGUGUUUGGCCCUCCAACCAUAUGAUAUUGAAAUUAGACAUGUGAAGGUAUAAGGAUAAAAUUAUUGCUGAUUCCUUGUCUAGGCCAUAUUAGGCAAAUCUAAUAACUGUUGUUGUCAAUGUAAAACCCUACUGGUUUUAUUUUGAGGAGGAGGGUAUUAUGCAUGGCAUAUUGUACAGAGGCGUGUUGCGCUGUGCAUAGUGAAAUAUUUUUUAAGCAUGUUACCCCUGAGUUAUGUAAAUAUAAUUUGGUAUAAUGAUGUGUGGGCAGGGCUGGUAUUUGAUACAUAAAAUAUUUUUCUGUAUGUAUGUCGGUAUUUUUGCAGCUUAAUGUGGGAGUUAAUUAAUUUUAGUUUUAGGAUUGUAGUUCCGUGGAGUAUGGAGUGAUGUCAGUCACUGACUGGCCUUGGGAGUAGGAGGAGGUCUCAGUUUGUCAGUGGUGAAUACCUUUUCAAAUCAGGUUUCAUUGAGUAUUAACUAUUCAUUGCUGCUCUAGUAUUAUUUCUGGGUGUAAAGUGCAAUCAAUGGUGAUAUUACUAAGUAGUUUAUUGUUUAUUUACUGUGCACAUAUUAGUGGUUUACUCAAGAUUAUGUUGAUUCUUUAUUCUCUUGAUUUAAUUUAAAUGUAUCUGUUCAUGAUGGAACCUACACACUUAUUAUGAUAAAAAAUUUUUUAUUAAAUUUUAUCUAAAUCAUU